Messenger RNA from Anopheles coluzzii, 714 nucleotides. It is a transcript of the gene Srp19, whose product is annotated as signal recognition particle 19 kDa protein. The record is from RefSeq and is a predicted model, not a curated record. Gene Ontology annotation, molecular function: 7S RNA binding. Lineage: Eukaryota; Metazoa; Arthropoda; Insecta; Diptera; Culicidae. Gene Ontology annotation, biological process: SRP-dependent cotranslational protein targeting to membrane; SRP-dependent cotranslational protein targeting to membrane, signal sequence recognition. Gene Ontology annotation, cellular component: signal recognition particle, endoplasmic reticulum targeting. The coding region runs from base 136 to 633 and encodes 165 amino acids. The transcript is spliced from 2 exons.
AAUAAUACCCAUUGACGACGACGUGUCAGUGCGAGUGUAUUCGAAUGUUGUUUUUCUGCGACGAGAACGUGCUGGACCUCGUAUUUUUACUGAAAUACCGUGCAAUUUAGUCAAACAAACUACUAGCAAACAGCGAUGGCCACCAUGCAUGCACAUCCGGGUCAUCCAGGUGGCUCGCGGAUGCAGGGACCGCCGCCCCUAACACCCUGGUCACCCGACAAGAAGCACAGCGACCGCGAACGAUGGGUCUGCAUCUAUCCGGCGUACAUCAACCGGAAGAAAUCGCGCCAGGAAGGGCGCCGCAUCCCGAAACAGUGCUGCGUGGACGAUCCAUCGCCGCAGGAAAUACGCGACGUACUGCAGGCGCUGAACAUGAACGUGCUGGUUGAGUUGAAACAGUAUCCACGAGAGCGAAGCAGAGAGCUACAAUGCCGCGGUCGGAUUCGCGUCCAGCUGCGUAACGAUGAUGGCGCACCGCUUAACUCGGAGUACGCCACGAGGGACAGCAUACUGCUGCAUCUGGGGAAGACCAUUCCGUUGCUGAAAAGCAGACAGGCCAAGCCGCAGGAACAAUCGCAGGCCGCAGCCUCGUCGAGCGCUGGCCAGAAGAAGGGCAAAGGAAAGCGUCGAUAAACGGCACGUAUGAUGAAAUGGCAAUCGAAAGGCGGUAUGGGGAAAACAGCGCAAUAAACAUACAAAACACGCAAGCUUCAA